AGAAAAAGAAAAAGAAAAUAUUCUUCUCGUUGCUUCAAUCUUUCCUCUAUCCCAUUGUCUGGCAUUUCAAUUUCCAACCGCAGUUCUCGCUUCCAUCCUCUCAUCCGCUUAAGCCGGCCUCCUCCAUAGCUACACCUCUUCGAUCGUCGCCUUCAUAAUUAACCCAUUAUUCCUUCUCUCUUCCACCAUUUUCAGAUUUCCUUCUUGAGACUUCUACGUGGUCGUUUCUGUAGAAAAUCGGUGGUCGUGAGGAGGACCGGGAGAAGCAGCUAUGCAGAGCCAACUUGUAUGCAGUGGGUGUAGGAGCAUUCUUCUUUAUCCAGGAGGGGCUACCAAUGUAUGCUGUGCAUUAUGCAAUACAGUCACCUCAGUUCCUCCUGGAACAGAUAUGGCUCAACUUAUAUGUGGAGGUUGCAGGACAUUGCUCAUGUACGCACGUGGGGCAACAAGUGUUAGAUGCUCUUGCUGUCAUACAGUAAACCUUGCACCUGCUACGAACCAGGUUGCACAUGUUAACUGUGGAAACUGCCGAACAACACUCGUCUUUCCAUAUGGUGCUCCAUCAGUCAAGUGUGCGAUCUGUCACUAUGUUACAAAUGUUGGUAUAUCCAACGUAAGGGUUCCUAUUCCAGUGCACAGGCGUAAUGGAACAAUUAGCUCUGGGAUGCCCCCUUCAUCAUCGUCUCAGAGUCAAACAGUAGUAGUUGAGAACCCUAUGUCUGUUGACGAAAGUGGCAAAUUGGUGAGCAAUGUCGUCGUCGGUGUCACGACAGAUAAAAGGUAACUCGGUGAGAUGGUUGUUGAAUGAUGGCACUUGCUAUUAGCGGCUUGAAAAGGAUGGGAGGAAGCGAUCUAUAUAUCUAUCUCUCUCUAGUACAUCACUAUACUGCUUGGAAUAUGAAUAUGGUUUUGGAGAUUUCUGUAUAGUUUGUCUCCGGAUUUGCCCUUAAAAGGUCACCAUUCAUUCUUGAGUCGAACUUCAAUUUGAGGUUCAGAGAACUUUUUACCCUGUGAAUGCGAUGUAUAUUGUGGACCUGAAGAAUUGAGGAUCUGUACUAUAUUACUUGUGUGAUUUAUGUACCGAAUCAUUGAGCUGUAUCGCAAGUAAAAAUAUUAUACACCCGUCGUGUAUCCCCUUCUGGUAAAUAUGAGUAUACACGCUGUCUUGUAAUUUCUGUU
Molecule: messenger RNA, 1179 nt
Organism: Benincasa hispida (wax gourd)
Lineage: Eukaryota; Viridiplantae; Streptophyta; Magnoliopsida; Cucurbitales; Cucurbitaceae
Gene: LSD1
Product: LSD1 zinc finger family protein
Source: RefSeq, a predicted model, not a curated record